This is a messenger RNA of Debaryomyces tyrocola, 400 nucleotides long. The record is from the annotation of a GenBank genome assembly. Lineage: Eukaryota; Fungi; Ascomycota; Pichiomycetes; Serinales; Debaryomycetaceae.
AUGACAUUCGAAAUCGAAGCUCAGGGAGCAGGAACUAUCAUCAACGUAGAUGAAUUACAAAACCACGGAAUUAAUGCUGGAGAUAUCACUAAAUUAAAGGCGGCGGGCGUUUGUUCAAUAGCGGUAUGCAUCAAAUAGACAUAAAAAACUAUAACCAGAGAAAUUACUAACAUUAAUAGUCAGUCUUGUCAACAACCCGUAGAAAUAUGUGUAAAAUUAAGGGACUAAGUGAAGUAAAGGUUGAAAAAAUCAAGGAGGCGGCUGGUAAACUUAUGGUAUGUAAAAAAAAGCAGUAUUCUGAAAGCAGACAUACUAACCUAGUGUAGCAUUCUGGAUUUAUACCUGCAACUGUUCAAGCAGAACUUAGGAGUAGGGCAUUUACAUUAAGUACGGGCUCUAA